Molecule: messenger RNA, 2055 nt
Organism: Pediculus humanus corporis (human body louse)
Lineage: Eukaryota; Metazoa; Arthropoda; Insecta; Psocodea; Pediculidae
Exons: 4
Coding region: 1-2055 (684 amino acids)
Molecular function (GO): DNA binding
Source: RefSeq, a predicted model, not a curated record
AUGCCCAGUUGUUGUGGAAAUCAUUGGGCAUUUUUGGAAAGAACACCAAUCACAAAGGAAGAUUUGGAAGUCGCUAAGAGAGCCAAAGACCUGGUUCGUAAGUGGCGUGACAUGAUAACACCUCAUGCUUCUGUGGGGGCUGAUGGGGGAACAGGACGAAGUCAAAAUGGUACUCGGCCAUCCAUAGGUACUGGCCGAAUCGUAAGUCCUGCAAUUGGACGAUCCCUUAGUCCAGGCUCAUGGAAUAGAAGUUGUCCAAUUUCUCCGGCAUUAAGUCUGAAACGAUCCCAGCCGUCUUCACCGACUUCUAGAAUAAAUUCCAUGUCACCUGAUAAUAGAUUAUCAUUGUCUCCAGGUAGUCAACGUCAUGUAGUUUCACCGAAUAUUUCACCCCAAUCUCAAAUUCCAUCUUCCAAAUCAAAUCAAUCACUGCAGUUACCACAUUCAAGUGGUGAACAUGCCACGGCGAACUUUGGUUCCGGCAUUGGUAUCUCGAGGACACCAGAACAGUCAACUUCAUCUCCUCCUCCCCGGGGACGAGGGCGACCGCCUUUAAAUCGGACCACAAUGAAUGUACUGAAGAGUCCGUCCCGUCCUCGCGGACGACCGCCUUUGGACCAUUCUGACUCAGAGGUUCACAGGGGGCGCGGAAGGCCUCCUUUGGAUCCUUCAAAAAUAGAGCAACGUGGACGCGGCAGGCCUCCUUUGUCGAGUCCUCCUUCUGGAGUUCCUAGAGGGCGGGGUCGACCUCCAAAGAAUAAAAAUAAACUUAAAUAUAUAACUUCUUCGGAAUCUAAUCAAAAUAGUAAUUUAGUGCCUAAAAACAGUCCAGCAAACAAGCGCUUAAGAAAGUCAUCGGAGGAAGAGGAAGAUAGAAUAUCUAAAAAACAAAAACUAAAUGGUGUUUACGACUGCAAAGUGCCAGAAAUAAUUAAUUUGAAUGAGGAUAAGACGGGUGAAGAUCCGAGUCAAGUGCCUAGUGAACAAACUGAUUUUCCAAGGAAACGGGGUCGAAAGAAAGGUUCAAAAAAUGCACCCAAAAAUAUAUCAUUCAAUAGGUACGAGGACGAUGUGGUCAAAGAAAAAAUGGCUUCCAUCGUUCGAAAUCCGAAGGUGAAAACGACAAGAGAGUUAUUGGAGUGUAUACAAAAAGAAUCUAGUUUAGACAAUUUAAGGAAUAAGACUUGGUCGAGUUUGGGAGUCGACGGUGAAAAAUCAAGGAACACGAGUCCAAGCCAUAAAUUAUUUAACAAAAAUGAAAUUAGCGAUUACGAUAUGACGCUGUCGAAAACGGAACACAUUCACAAGUUUCUCAGAUCCCAAAAUGAGGCCGAAGACGAUUUCGGUCACAAAUCGAUGGAAAACGAGGAUCAUAAUAGUAGGAGUAGGGACGACGACGUCAAAGGGGAAAUUUUGGAAUCGAAUUUUAAACCCGACUCGCGACCCCAUUCGCGAGUGUCUGAUUUAAUACUAGUUCCCGGAGUCGCAUCGGAAUCUUCAAAAUCUCUCGAAGUAUUAGAGCCCGUUGAGGAGGACAUAAUUGACGUGGAGAAAAUCGACGGAGGAGAAGAGGACAUCCCACCAAAGGAAAAAAAAUUAGAAACGGUCGAAGAAAUAUUAGCAAAAUUACCAUUAAUAAAUCCGGAAGAAAUACUAUGGUCGGAUUCGGAAUCGAGUAGUUGUAGUAGCGGGGAGGAUGAGACCCGUGAAGUUAAAGUUACCGAGAGAGACGUCGACUGCCUUCACAGCCAACACAUAGAAGGGGUUAACGGGAACUGGAACGACGGAGCAUUCGUCGAAAAUUUAAAUCACGGUUUAAAAGUUCCAAUAGAGGAUAUAAAUGACGGUGAUAAAGAACCGAAACCAAAUUUAAAACCAAAUAUGGAGACUGUUGGUAAUAAUAAUGAACAAUUAGAUAGAAAUUCAAAUAAUUUAGAUGUUAUUAAUAGUAAAGGAAGUCAUAAUGAUAAUUUUCGGGAAUGGCAAGAAUGCGUCUCGAAAACUUCCUACAACGGAGAAUUGUUACACAUUUUGCCUUACGUUAUAAUUGAUUAA